AUGACUUCUGUCGCUGAAGGUCUCUUCAAGUCUUUGCCGAAGCCGAAAUACACCGGCGAAGAUGAAGAGUUGCCUGCGCACGCCCAGCCUCGCGGCCCUCGCGUGCUGGGCGCCGGUGCGCUCGACGAGACCCAGGUCGUAGUGAGGAAAUCUGGCCCACCCCCAUACGGUCAGCGAAAAGGAUGGCGACCACGCGCCCCCGAGGACUUUGGCGACGGUGGCGCGUUUCCUGAAAUCUUGGUCGCGCAGUACCCCCUGGACAUGGGUCGGAAAGGCACAUCAACAACCUCGAAUGCCAUCCCCGUGCAGGUCGAUGCGGAAGGAAAAGUCAAGUACGACGCCAUUGCCCGGCGGGGUCACAGCGAGAACCGCAUCGUCCACGCCUCCUUCAAGGACCUCAUCCCCCUGCGCCAGCGGGUAGACAUGGGCGAAAUCUCCCUCGACCGCCCGUCGGAGGAGGAAGUUGCAGAACAGAUGGAAAAGACGAAAAAUGCACUGGAGAAAUUGGUGCAGGGAGCGGUCGCCUCCCAGAGGCCGAAGAACAUCAAGGGCAACAAGAGAGCAGAGCCUACCUUUGUCCGGUAUACGCCCGCGAACCAGAUGGGAGAUACGAGCCGGAAGAACGACCGUAUUGUGAAGAUCGUGGAGAGGCAACAGGACCCGAUGGAGCCGCCCAAGUUCAAGCACAAGAAGAUUCCUCGAGGACCGCCAUCCCCACCGCCACCCAUCAUGCAUUCCCCGCCGCGGAAACUGACUGCAGAGGACCAGGAGGCCUGGAAGAUCCCUCCGCCGGUUUCCAACUGGAAGAACCCCAAAGGUUACACGAUCCCGCUGGACAAGCGUCUGGCCGCCGAUGGCCGUGGCCUGCAGGACGUGACGAUCAACGACAAAUUUGCGCAGUUUGCAGAGGCGCUGUUCACCGCAGACAGACACGCCCGUGAGGAAGUGCGGCUGCGGGCGCAGAUGCAGCAGAAGCUGGCCGAGAAGGAGAAGGCCCAGAAAGAGGAGCAUCUCCGCAUGUUGGCGCAGAAGGCACGCGAAGAGCGGGCUGCGGCGGCAGCCGGCCGACGGGCGUCUCGUACUCGCUCUCGUUCUGUCAGUGGCAGCCGCAGCCCGUCGCCGUACUCGUCGCGGUCGGCCACGCCCAGCGAGGAUGAAGAGGCGGCGCGGGAGCGGGAUCGUCUGCGUCGCGAGCGCCGUCAAGAGAUGGAACGACAGCUCCGUCAGUCGCGGAUGGGCGCGGAGCGGCGGAUCCAGGUGCUGGCGCGGGAGCAGAACCGCGACAUCUCGGAGAAGGUGGCGCUGGGCCUGGCGAAGCCGACGCAGAGCGCCGAGUCGAUGUACGAUUCGCGGUUGUUCAACCGGACCAGCGGCCUGGAAGCAGGCUACAACGAAGACAACCCGUACGACAAGCCGCUGUUUGCCGCGCAGGACGCGAUCAACAGCAUAUACCGGCCGCGGGCGCAGGUGGAUGAAGACGACGAAGAGGCGGCAGCGAACGAGAUGAGUCGGAUACAGAAGAGCAAUCGAUUUGAAGUACUAGGCAGGGCGAAGGAAGGAUUCAAGGGCGCAGCCGAAGCUGAGGCACGAGACGGGCCCGUCCAAUUCGAGAAAGACACAACCGACCCAUUCGGAAUCGACAGCAUGAUCGCCGACGUGACUGGCGGCGGCGGCGGCGGCGGCGGAGCAGGCCAGAAGCGCUAUGGCAUCCAAGAAGCCGACCGCGAGCGCGAGGACCGGUCGAAACGAGCGAGGGUAGAUGAUGAGUGA
Messenger RNA from Rasamsonia emersonii CBS 393.64, 1770 nucleotides. RefSeq names its product Transcriptional regulator Cwf13/SkiP. Lineage: Eukaryota; Fungi; Ascomycota; Eurotiomycetes; Eurotiales; Trichocomaceae. The coding region runs from base 1 to 1770 and encodes 589 amino acids. The transcript has 3 exons. Gene Ontology annotation, biological process: mRNA splicing, via spliceosome. The record is from RefSeq and is a predicted model, not a curated record. Gene Ontology annotation, cellular component: spliceosomal complex.